Molecule: messenger RNA, 1506 nt
Organism: Electrophorus electricus (electric eel)
Lineage: Eukaryota; Metazoa; Chordata; Actinopteri; Gymnotiformes; Gymnotidae
Gene: mmp11b
Product: matrix metallopeptidase 11b
Biological process (GO): extracellular matrix organization; collagen catabolic process; proteolysis
Cellular component (GO): extracellular matrix
Molecular function (GO): zinc ion binding; metalloendopeptidase activity
Source: RefSeq, a predicted model, not a curated record
AUGCGGGCAGCGCAGCUUCUCCCCGUCGCGCUGACGCUCUGGUGCGCGCUGUGCGUUCGCUCCUCCUCAGUGCCACGCGGGACAAACACGCAAAACUACAAAGGAUCCGCGGCGUGGCUAGAGAAGACCCCUCACCAUGAUCUGAAGAAGAGAGUAAGACUGACACAGGCUCAAGACACCCUGAAGGAAGACUUGGGCUUGAAGAGAAGGCAGUCCCACUCAGCCCUGCCCAAGAAUGGAAAUGAGUUCUGGAACAGGCGACGGUGUGGGGUGCCUGACCAUCCCUUACAGAAGAUAGGCGCCACCUUCCACCAGUCGGGCCAGAGAAGAAACCAGCAUGCUGGGCAGAACCGACGCAAACGCUUUGUGCUGGCUGGAGGUCGCUGGGACAAGACUGACCUCACCUACAAGAUCAUACGACCCCCUUGGCAAAUGAGUUUGGAGGAAGUGAGAAAAGUGUUCCAGGACGCGUUGCGGGUCUGGAGUAACGUCACUCCCCUCACCUUCACCGAGGUCAGAAGUGGGAGAGCCGACAUCAACAUCGACUUCACCAGGUACUGGCACGGGGACAACCUGCCUUUUGAUGGCCCCGGAGGAAUCUUGGCCCACGCCUUCUUCCCCAAGAGCCACCGGGAGGGGGACAUCCACUUCGAUUAUGAUGAGACCUGGACCCUGGGUAACAACAUGGGCACGGACCUGCUGCAGGUUGCAGCUCACGAAUUCGGCCACGUUCUAGGGCUGCAGCACUCGCUGGUGUACGGGGCACUGAUGUCACCCUUCUACAGCUUCUCCUACCCCCUACAGCUCAGCAACGAUGAUAAGAAGGGCAUCCAGUAUCUGUAUGGACCCAUGAGGUCCCCCACAAGGCCCCCAGUGAGGCCCACGGAGACCAAUGAGAUCAUUAGUACAGUGCCCGAUGCUUGUCACACGGACUUCGAUGCAGUGUCCAUGAUCCGGGGCGAGCUGUUUUUCUUCAAGUCAGGCUACGUGUGGCGUAUCCGUGAUGGGAAGCUGCAGGUGGGAUAUCCUGCAUUAGCCUCCCGGCACUGGAGGGGUAUUCCGGACAAUGUCGAUGCAGCCUUUGAGGACAGGGCCGGGAACAUCUGGUUCUUCCAAGGGCAGAGUUACUGGGUGUACGACGCAGAGAGGCAGAUCACGGGGCCUGAUCCAGUGCAGAAGCUAGGCUUCCCCGUCACAGACGUCCAGGCCGCCCUGAUGUGGGGCAUGGACAACACCCAGAAAGUCUACUUCUUCAAGGAAGGCAGAUACUGGCGCUUCAACCCCAGGGAGAACCGCGUGGAGUCGAGCCACGCCCGCAGCAUGGCCGACUGGAGGGGAAUUCCCGAUGACAUCGACGCCGCCUUCCAAGAUCGCUACGGCUUUGCCCACUUCCUGAAAGGCAAUCUGUACUGGAAGUUUGACUCAGUGGAGGUGCGGGUGCUGGAGGGCUACCCACGAUUCAUCGGCAUGGACUUCUUCAGAUGCUCUCCCUCUGUCUAUCAAUAA